CGCGCCGCUUGCGACCCGCAUCUGUCUGAAAACGGCCAGCGAUAUCAACUGUCUGAGAGAAGAAACUGGUGAUUUUGUGAAACGUUCUAUGGUUGCAAGAGUGCCUGAAGCAUGGCUUUGAACCGUCGAGCACUUUCGGAAUUGUGCUUCGUCGUUGUGAUGCUGGCCGCAGCGGUGGCGGGCGAAGGGAGCGUGUUAGGCGCCGCCGGUCGUCACCCCCUCGCCAAGCCGUCCUCGUGUCACGCCUUCGGGCCGCAAGCCAUCAUGGAGGUCCUUCGCGAGAAGGUCGACGACGUCAACAAAGAUCAGCUGGACAAAUACGUCAAUAUACUGAAAUAUCUAAGAGCAGUACCUGAGAUACUGGAUAGAUAUCUGUUGGGGCAGGGCAUCGCAACCGAGCACGGUGCCGUGUUGGCCGAAUUCGAGACGACGCUGCAGCAGCGACUGCAGGUGGUGCGGCUGGACGUGCUGCUGCCCUGGGUGCGGCUGCUGAAGCUGCAGGAGCUGGCCGAGCAGUCGGGCAGGCUGCAGCAGGCCGCAGCCACCGCCCUGGCCAUCAACCUCCGACUCGCACUGAACUCAACGAAGACAACGAAGCAGAACAUUCUGGACAGCGUUCACGGACUGGUGGACCAGUACCGAGGUCUAUUCCUAAAUUACAAAAUCAUUAUGGACAUGUGGGUAGAAAACGCCUGGCCCGACGACUCCCCAGAGGAAAAGGAGGAAAUCGUCCGCCACAUCUAUAUGCAUGUAAGUCACUUCGAGGAAUAUACUUCGCCGGGGGCGGCGGCAAUGUACGCGUCGUCAGAGACGCGCCUCCACACAGCUUUACAAGUAGAGACGGCCCCCACAGCUUUAGAGAGACCCAAUAUUGUCAAACGCAUGCAAGCGUUCCGAUGAAACAAGCAGGAUUACCAACUCAUGUAGAGAACGCUAAAUGUACUUGAUACAUCCGUGGGGACCGGGAGGUAUCCCAAGCUUAGGGCCGAUGUCCAUUUUUGUCCUUUCUUUCCAGUUACCACCCAUACGGCUAAUAGCAACUUUUCAGGAAAUCGCUCAGCCCCUCUUCCCCCAUAGCCCCUUGUUCUUGCGUCUCUUUCGUUGUUGUGUCUGUUUGAAACGCAAUGUUCACAACACGACUGUCACAUUGCCGUGGAAAUACCGAACCAAAUACCGAACCACCACGCGCGACUCCCCUUGAUUGGAAUCCCCUCACACCGUGCACGUGUCAGAGAACACAUUCGCACCUUCGGUUGGUUAACACCUGUCUUACGCAUCAGCUGAUGUACCGCGGCGGAAACUUCGCAUCUUGUUGCGGGGGCCAUUCCACCCAUAUGGGGCCCGACUCCCCACCCCCUCCCGCCGGUGUUGGGCUGGGUCCCCUCAGUGAGGAAACUAGCCCACAUUACCAUGCGCCCGCUCUUUUAAAUAGUAACAAAUCCAUAUCUUGCAAGAGGAAAACAAAUUUCACAGAUAAGUCACAGUUUCAAGCGUCUCUGAAAUCCCUCAGCCCCUUGCUAGCCUCGGUGGGAUCGGCCGCUGAGCUGGCUCUGAUGAGCCGGGCCUCUGUACUGGCUCUGGUAAGCCCGGCCUCUGUACUGACUCUGAUGAGCCCGGCCUCUGUGCUAGCUCUGGCGAGAACGAAAGCUGCGCUGGGUCUGGUAAGACACGGUCCUGCGCCGGCUCUAAUGGGAUCGCCCAGCUAAAAUGGGUUUUGCUGAACUGCUGUUCAUCAGAGCCAAAUUUGUAUCACAUGCUGUCCCGCAUCAUGCAUUUCUGUCAUGCGAGCUUUCUUAAAUGCUAAGCCAGUCCGCAAAUGUUCAUAGGUUUUCACGAGGUUUUCAUGAGUUAGGCUUUCACCUAACAGCGGGAUCGGGACGGAGAAUCGACGACAAUAUGUUGCCAAUUUCAUAAGUAUUAGGUUACCGGGUUUAAGGCAUAUGGCUUUCACAAAUUACCGAGUAUAAGGUUAGAUCAUUGUUUACCGCCAACUUAACACUUGCAUGAUACCGCACGAGCAUACAAGCAGUCCAGACAUCCAGGCCUCAUGCCCCGGCACACAAUACGCGGUACCGUGCUGAGGGCGGUCGGAAGCGAAGCCGGCUAAGCCAAAAUUUUUCCUGGACACGUGCCUGGCGUAGAACAAAAGAAAUACAGCAGUGAGCGCCAGUGUUCACUUCAACGACAAGCUAACUUUUUGUAAGUGCACAUAACGUAAGCAUCCCUCCAUCAAACCAAGUCCCAAGGCGACGUUUGUUCGCUCAGCUUCGGACGAAUGUAACAAAUUUGCUGCGGUUCUAGUAUCCUGGAAUCUGCGUUGUCUUUUGCGGUCGUUAAAAUUUACACGUCAAAGCUAGUAUUUCAGGAACGUAAUCCACUGCCGUGUAUCGCCCUUCAACGUGUUUGUCUGGUGGAUUGUACGGUCUUCGUAGACGUGCGUUUCUUAAGUGUACAUUAAACCGGUCACGAACGCUGCGUUUCAUUUCUCCUACAUACAUUGUCCGUGCGCGGACGUUUUAAGAUAACUUUGUGCUGAUGCUACGUUCUCCGUGCACAUUUCUAGUUCAGCCGAUUGACACAUAUGUGGCAAGCCCCAUUCCCAGCUGGACACGCCACCACCUCGGGGCUAAUCGAACUAGUAUGAACUUUAAAAUAGGACCCCCAGUCCACGUUGCUCUCAAGCGGUGCAAACCGCUCGAUGCUAUGGCAGCAUUCACCUGCUUGCACACCUUAAGCAUGCACGCAGCACAACUUAUAACAUAAAGUCAACUAUAAGCGGGAUAUUUGCGUAUCCAAAAACUGCUCCUUUUUCUACGACUUCUUAGCGAAUGGGAUGCAUUGUUAAAGUGGGAGCGUGAGUCUCCAGCGGCAGGCCUCACUCUGCAUUCCAGGUAUCCGCUGUCACGCCAAGGAAGGGAUAUUUUAGGGAUAUUUUAGGGAUAUUUUAGGGAUAGAAGGGAUAUUUUAACUGGCCUACACAUACACGACUGGGGAUCAGAAGACACACGGCACAGCUCUCCACAUUUUGACCUAAGUGCUGCCUUUUUAGUAGCCAUUGGGCUUGUCAAAUUUCGGCUAUGGUUUGUAGUAAAGUUCCGUGGUACAUCUUCCAUCUGAGCCUGGGCCAGACCGUCACCCUGGUGGGGGGAGCGUAGGUUACCGGCGAGCCGCCACUUCGCUGUUACGUAGGCGUACUGUGACCAGCCCUGGUCGAGGAUGAAGGAUAUCAUUCUUGAACCAAAGAAAAUGCCUGCCGUCUUUUCACAGUGGCAUGUUGUAGACCUGACGUCAUCCAUAUUAUGGUUCGGUGGUGUUUGUUCCUGUGAUCUGAUUAUGUAUUUUUUACAAUCCGUUAACGCUGU
Pollicipes pollicipes is the source of this 3362-nucleotide messenger RNA. RefSeq lists its product as uncharacterized. The record is from RefSeq and is a predicted model, not a curated record. Bases 112 to 900 code for a protein of 262 amino acids. The transcript is spliced from 6 exons. NCBI's taxonomy places the organism in Eukaryota, Metazoa, Arthropoda, Thecostraca, Pollicipedomorpha, Pollicipedidae.